GAUAGAAGAGGGAACUUAUUUGUCUCUAAUUCCCUAAAGUAGAAACAUUUCUUUUUUGUCAUAUUUGUUAAAAGAGUAUAGGUGUGAUUCUUAAAUCUAAUGGGAUUCUCUUUUGAGUUUAUUCUUCACGAGUUUAACCAGAGCUUCCCUUUCCCCUUCCAUGAGGUCCCACUUUGUCCUCUCUCCCUCCCUUACAACCCUUACCAGCUCCAUUGUGUCUCAUUUACUUACCUUGUUCCUCUGGCCCUCUUGUUGAUGAUUUUUCUGAGAAAGUUAAUAUAAUUUAAACAUGACCAUUGGACUAGCAUGUAAGAUGGUCUCGGGUUUUAUUUCUUUUUUUCUUCCCUUAAAGCUGCCUUAUGUUGGUAUCCCCUGGGCUUCAUUUAUUUUGUUCAGUAUUCUUUAUUUUCAGGAAGCAUGGUUUUGGCACAGAAAGCAGGUGUGUGAAUGAAAGGUAAGAGGAACUUACCAAGGAACAUUAAAGUUGCUGUUGGAAGGAAGUUAUAAACGAAAACUACUAAAGGACAGAGAAGAAAGAGUAGAAAGAGACACAGCCUGAAGUCUCUAAGACUUAAAAAGCUGGGUUAUAACUGCCCAUAAGGGAGCCAACAUAGAUCUGAGAAAUAACUGAGUCUACAAGGGUCUGUGUGCCAGGAAAGCUGCUGUUGAUGGGCACAAGCCCUGCAUCAUCAACUGAUUCAUUUUGGCCAUGUCAGUGGUAGCAUCAUUAAAAGAUUGUGCCUCCACCCUGCCUUCUCUACAGAAAAGCCAAGUGGCCUUGGAAGAGGCAUGGGCUCUACAAAAAUGGAACUUGAGGCUGGGGCUAGUGCCAGUAAGUUCGUGUGUCAAGUUAGAGAUUUUGAUGCUGUUGGUGAUUUUUCUGCCAAGCAUGUAUUUCCACCUAGAAUCAGUAUAUUAUUCUUCCUAUGAAAUUACUAUUUUCAAGAGGCUAACAGUCCAGGAAAGAGAGAACCCAGUGGGGAAAGUAUCUUACAUACUAGUUAUGCAAGGCCAGAAGCACCUGGUUCACCUGAAGGUGAAGAGAGAUUAUUUUGUGAAAAAUUUUCCAGUCUACAGUUACCACAACGGUGUCCCGGGGCAAGAAGUGCCUUUCAUUUCACAUGACUGUCACUAUGAAGGCUACAUAGAAGGAAUGCCAGGUUCUUUUGUUUCUGUCAACACCUGUUCAGGCCUCAGGGGCAUCCUGAUUAAGGAGGAGAAAUCUUACGGCAUUGAGCCUGUGGAAUCUUCAAAGCAAUUUGAACACGUACUGUACACCAUGGCACAUCAAGCGCAUGUCUCCUGUAGUGUGACUUCCAAAGACAGCCAAGUGGUGUCUACCAGCUGGCAACAAGGGAGCAGGAAGCCUCAGAAUCUACAGGCACUGUCCUACUUGUGGUCACACACCAAGUAUGUGGAGAUGUUUGUCGUAGUCAACAACCAGCGGUUCCAGAUGUGGAGUGGUGACAUCAAUGAGACAGUCCAGAGAGUAGUGGACAUCAUUGCUCUGGCCAACAUCUUCACUAGGGGAAUAAACACAGAGGUGGUGCUGACUGGAAUGGAGAUCUGGACUGAGGAGGAUCUAGUAGAAGUCCCAGAGGACUUGCAGGUUACACUCAGGAAUUUCAAUAGCUGGAGAAGAGAGAAGCUCAUCCAUCGUGUGAAGCAUGAUGUUGCCCACAUGAUCGUUGGGCAUCAUCCGGAAGGGAGUAUGGGUCAGGCGUUUCUCAAUGGUGCCUGUUCAAGGGGUUUUGCCGCUGCCGUUGAAUCUUUCCACCACGAAGAUGUCCUUCUGUUUGCAGCGCUCAUGGUCCAUGAGCUCGGGCACAAUCUGGGCAUUCAGCAUGACCAUUCGGCCUGCAUUUGUAAAGAUGAGCACUUUUGUCUCAUGAGUGAAAGUAUCACGAAACAUGGUGGCUUCAGUAACUGCAGCUCUGACUACUUCUACCACUUCCUUCAUGAACACAAAGGAGCCUGCCUAUUUAACAAACCAUGGCACAAAGGCCGCAAGCGUAGGGAUUCUCGCUGUGGAAAUGGUGUGGUGGAAGACCUGGAGGAGUGUGACUGUGGUUCUGCUUGUGACGGUCACCCAUGCUGUGACCGAAUCUGUCAACUGAAGAAACAUGCAGAGUGUAGUGAUGGACUCUGCUGCCAUGUUUGUACUUUCAGAAGGAUCGGAUUUUUAUGCCGUCCCACUCAAGAUGAGUGUGACCUUCCAGAAUACUGUAAUGGUAGUUCUGCAGAAUGUCCAGCAGACAGCUACAAGCAAGAUGGCACAUUGUGUGACAGAUUUCACUAUUGCUCUAAGGGUCAGUGUAAGAACCCUGAUAAGCAAUGCAUGGAGAUAUAUGGGAACCCUGCAAGAUCCGCCCCAGAAGACUGUUACAUUUCAAUGAAUACAAAAGGGGACCGGUUUGGAAAUUGUGGCCGUCCCACUGCAGCUCAGCAAAGAUAUGCUACAUGUUUAGGUGAUAAUAUAUUUUGUGGGAAACUCGUAUGUACAGAUGUUAGACACUUACCACCAAUCAACGCUCAGCAUGCACUGAUGCAGGUCCCUCACAAAGAUGACUGGUGCUGGAGCAUGGAUGCUUUUAAUGGUACUGAUAUCCCUGAUGAUGGAGAUGUGCAGAGAGGCACUUCUUGUGCCCCAAACAAAGUGUGCAUCAAUUAUUCCUGUACUCACCACUCCAUACUCCAGUAUGACUGUAAACCAGAGGAAAUGUGUCAUGGAAAUGGUGUUUGCAACAAUUUGAGGCACUGCCACUGUGUGUUUGGUUUUGCACCCCCAGACUGUAAAAAUCCAGGAAGUGGGGGUAGUGUGGACAGUGGUCCCCCUAUUAAACCAGGUAAUGAAAUUCCAAGUAGAGAUGAAAGUAGAAGUCAUAGUGUUGGCCGAGGUAAUGCCCAUCAAGGUGAUGACAGCAAUGAUAAACACCAAAGCCUUGAUCAGAUGGUAUACAUAUUCCCCCUGUUUCUUUUAGCAUUAUUUUUAGGUCUAAUUUUUGUUGGGCAUUUCAGGGCUGGAAAGGGGAUAUCACAGUGCUCACAAGAUUACCUAGAAGAAAUCUCAGAAGAGGCUGUACCAAAAGAGGAUGUAGGCAAAGUACAGGAAGAACCAGAGACAGAAAGGGAGUAGUGGAAGGAAGAAGUCCAAUAUAGCUAAUAUCUGAUACACUGGGUUAGAAGAAGGCUCAGUGCAGCAAAGGUGAAGGGGCCAUUUAUGCUACAGUGGCCCUUAUAAAAACUCUGUAAUAGUAUUAAUAUGGGAGUAGGAAUUUUCUUCUAUGUACUUUAUUUCAGUAAUGGAUUAUAUACCCAUUAGAAAUUGUAUAUAACAAUACUGUUGUUCCGUUUUCAAAUUUAAUAAAAUAAUUCAAGUUUCUGUAGGGAUCAUUCCUGUCAAUAUAGUCUCUCACUAGAGCUAAGAGUUCCCUGUUUUUAGGUGAUACCUUCUGUUUAAAAUAUAAUACUAUCCCUACCUGUAUAUAUUAUCAUUCUAGAAUUUUAUUUAGUAAAUUUAUGAGAGUCUCACAUAAGGAGGUUAUGCCAGAAUCAAACAUGAUAACCACAGGGUUAGGAUGAAUUCAUAAAUGAAAAGCCAGGGUGACAAUUAGAAAGUGUCUUUUA
Molecule: messenger RNA, 3627 nt
Organism: Nycticebus coucang (slow loris)
Lineage: Eukaryota; Metazoa; Chordata; Mammalia; Primates; Lorisidae
Product: disintegrin and metalloproteinase domain-containing protein 1-like
Exons: 2
Coding region: 710-3136 (808 amino acids)
Biological process (GO): proteolysis; binding of sperm to zona pellucida; male gonad development
Cellular component (GO): external side of plasma membrane; plasma membrane; sperm head plasma membrane
Molecular function (GO): metalloendopeptidase activity
Source: RefSeq, a predicted model, not a curated record